AUGACAAAAAUAGAACCUGUUUCUUUGGUAAUAGGAGUAAUAUUAUUGUCACAGACUAUGGUUGGAGUUAUGGGAAAUUUUUUUCUUCUUUACCAUUAUCUUUUCAUUUACCACACAAAAAGCAAGUUGAGAUGCAUAGAGUUGAUUCUCAAGCACAUCCUCAUAGCCAACUCCUUACUGAUUCUUUCUACAGGACUGCCUCAGACAAUGGUAGCCUUUGGACUGAAAAAUUCUCUCAAUGACUUUGUCUGCAAAAUUAUCUUUUAUGUUGAGAGAGUGGGCAGGGGCAUGUCAAUUGGAACCAUCUGCCUCUUGAGUAUUUUCCAAACUGUCACAAUCAGCCCCAUGAAUGCCUGCUGCAAAGACCUUAAAAUUAAAGCUCCAAAGUAUGUAGAAUUUUCCAUAUAUCUCUGCUGGUUUGUGCACAUGGUGGUAAAUUUCAUUUUUCCUCUCUAUCUGUUAUAUGUCUCGGGAAGAUUGUCUAGCAAAAACAUCACAAAGGAAAGAAAAAUAAGAUUUUGUACUCACACAGAUCUUGGGACAAUCCUAGGCCCAAUCUAUGUAGUGUUAGUAGCAUUCCCUGAAGUUGCUUGCUCUGUUCUCAUGAUCUCUGCAAGCAGCUAUAUGAUUUUUACUCUGUAUCAACACAAGCAGAGGGUCCAACACAUUCACAGGACCAAUGUCUUCUUCAGAUCCCCUGAGUCCAGAGCCACCAAAAGCAUCCUCCUUCUGGUGGGCACUUUUGUAUCUUUUUACAGCCUGUCCUCCCUCUUUAACAUUUCUAUCGCUCUUUUUCCUCAGGCAUAUGGGAGGCUGGUAAUAAUUUCUGAUAUAGUUUCUGUGUGUUUUCCAACUAUAUCUCCCUUUCUGUUAAUCAGCCAGGACUCUUCUAUAUCCAGGCCCUGCCUUAUCUGGAUAAGGAAUGCACUCUCCAUUUACAAGAAAUAA
This is a messenger RNA of Cavia porcellus (domestic guinea pig), 948 nucleotides long. RefSeq names its product vomeronasal 1 receptor cavPorV1R638 (gene Cavporv1r638). Gene Ontology annotation, molecular function: pheromone receptor activity. NCBI's taxonomy places the organism in Eukaryota, Metazoa, Chordata, Mammalia, Rodentia, Caviidae. Gene Ontology annotation, biological process: G protein-coupled receptor signaling pathway. The coding region runs from base 1 to 948 and encodes 315 amino acids. The transcript has a single exon. The record is from RefSeq and is marked provisional. Gene Ontology annotation, cellular component: membrane.